AUGGACACAGACAAACCUCAGCAACAGUUCUCUGAAAAUUACUCUGAGGUCACGGUUAGCUCAAGUGCAGAUGUUCAAAAUCAUUCAAGAAAAGAUUCUGGGACAUCUGAGAGGGUCCGGGGCAGCCGAGGACGAGCGAGACCGUACCCUUCACCAUCCCGCAGGAGACACCGCACUAACUUCAGCAAUGAGCAGCUGGAAAAGCUGGAGUUAGCUUUCAGACAGAACCACUAUCCUGAUAUCUACUACAGAGAGGAGCUCGCGAGAGCCACCAAACUCAACGAGGCUCGCAUACAGGUAUGGUUUCAGAACCGGCGUGCCAAGCAGCGGAAGCAGGAUCGUAUCUCUCACAAAGUGCUGCCGGUGGGCAUGAUGCCAGGACGAGGUCCUCUCUUCAGCAGCAUGUGUGUGUCUUCCUCCGCCAUGGGCCAGCAGUACCAGUGUCCUCAUUCACUGCCGCACAUCCCCCGAUUCUCCUCAGUGCUGCCCCCUGGAAGAUACCCACCCCACCCGUCCUCCAGCAGUCAUUUCUUCUGCUCCUCCGGCCCUGCUCCAUCUCAAGCCACCAGACAGCCUGAUGACUGGUACAAUCAAAUGCGCACCAUCGGACCAGCCACCACAUCAGUGCUCUCAGUGGCGGCACUGGAAACCACUAGCCACUGGAACUAGAGGAAGUGCUGUAAACGCUUGUAUUUUCCAUUUUAUACAAGCAGGUACAGUCGAAAGGAUAACGUUUUUCAAUGACAAAGAAAGAUUGACAUUUUCUGUCUUUAUUAGUUGCAAUCACACAGAACAUAUUCUCUCAAUUAUUGCUAUAUUUACUUAGACAAAAAAUUAUUACAUUUAUGCUGAUUUCCUUUGUCAACACUGCACUGUGACAAUUAAACUAGGUUCAGUUCACACUGAACAUAGGCUACUGUAGACUUUAAAUGAGCACUAUUAUGAACUAUUAUGUCAUUCUCAGAUCUCAGAAUGAAAUGUACAGUACACCCAAUGAACAUUUGAAUUACAUUUCCUUUCAGUCAUCGAUAACAAUUUACAGAUUUGGUCGAAAUAAAUUACGCGGUUUACAUCAAAUGUUGUUCUUCUUCCCAUUUUAUGUAUGUAAAAUGAACAGACAUGGGUCAGUGACAAUCUUUUAAAAAUUUUGUUGAAAACAAUAUGUGCCAAGUUCGUAAAAAUGUGCUGCUCUCUGUAUUCUUGUUGGUUACAUAUAAUUUUGAGAAUUUUUUCCCCCCAAAGAAUAACAAAGAUUAUGCCAAACCACUUUCUUCUGAAAAAUUGUAUUAUUUUAAUGAAGCUUUUUUUCUUCAUUAUGAUAUCAAGAUAGUUGUAUCACCCU
Messenger RNA from Sinocyclocheilus anshuiensis, 1342 nucleotides. RefSeq names its product homeobox protein prophet of Pit-1-like. The transcript has 3 exons. The record is from RefSeq and is a predicted model, not a curated record. Gene Ontology annotation, biological process: regulation of transcription by RNA polymerase II. The coding region runs from base 1 to 669 and encodes 222 amino acids. Gene Ontology annotation, molecular function: RNA polymerase II transcription regulatory region sequence-specific DNA binding; DNA-binding transcription factor activity, RNA polymerase II-specific. Lineage: Eukaryota; Metazoa; Chordata; Actinopteri; Cypriniformes; Cyprinidae.